Messenger RNA from Aplysia californica (California sea hare), 1271 nucleotides. RefSeq names its product FYVE, RhoGEF and PH domain-containing protein 6. Gene Ontology annotation, molecular function: metal ion binding. The record is from RefSeq and is a predicted model, not a curated record. Gene Ontology annotation, cellular component: cytoplasm. NCBI's taxonomy places the organism in Eukaryota, Metazoa, Mollusca, Gastropoda, Aplysiida, Aplysiidae.
GUUCACCAUCACGUGGAGGAGGCACCACUGUCGCUCCUGUGGCAGGGUGAUCUGCUCACAGUGCUCGGACAACAAAGCUCCCCUGCGGUACAUGAAGUAUCAGCCCGCCCGGGUCUGUGAUGAGUGCUACGAGACGCUCAAGGAGGACAUGAAGAACGACUUGCGCAAAAGUCAAGGUGACAGCGGAGCGGGCCGCCCAUCCAUCUCGGAGGACGACUCGAGCACCUCCGUCUCCGACUCGGUGGGAGAGGAGAGAGCGGACGCGGGCGAGAUUGCUGAGGGCGCGGCGGGGAAGAAAGACGACGGGGGGCUCAGCCUCACGGGUCUCAUGUCGCGCUUCCAGAAAAUUCGCUUCUCCAAGGACAAACGGAAAGCCAACAACUACAGGCCUUCCGUUUUGAAAGAGGUCCAUGCAAACGACGAAGGGUCGGACAUGAGUGGCUACUUGAACAUCUACAAGUCGAGGAAGUGGAAGAAGUUGUGGUUCGUGGUCAAAGGGAAGGUCCUCUACACCUACAAGGCCAGCGAGGAUAUGGCUGCAAUAGAGAGUAUGCCUCUUCUAGGAUACGAAGUGACUCGGUUCAAUACGUGGUUCGAAGGGGCGGAGCCGUCGCUUCUGUUUGAGCUGACCCACCAGAACACUCAACCGCUAACCCGCAAGAACGGAGAGGCGCUGUCCGCCAAGGUCAUUCCUGGGACGGAGAAGACCACGCAGAGACUCAUCUUCCGGACUGACACGGCCGUCGCCACCUCAAAAUGGGUGACAGUUCUGAGGGAAGCUUCCCUGGCGUGACCUGAGUUCCCUCACGUCUCCUUGGACUUGUCAUGGACUCCUCGUAGACUCACCGGAUCACAUCUCCCUGAGUGCCUGCGUAUGUGAAGUGGAACGGAAUGCUUGAAUAUCUCGGAGGAGCGUGAACUUCUGUAGUUACUGUGGAACGGUGAACUUCUGCAGCGUGAAUAAUAUCUCGAAGCAGCGUGAACUUCUGCAGUUACUGUGGAACGGACGCGUGAAUAAUAUCUUGGAGGAGCAUGAACUUCUGCAGUUACUGUGGAACGGAAGCGUGAAUAAUAUCUCGGAGGAGCGUGAACUUCUGCAGUUACUGUGGGAGGAGCGUGAACUUCUGCAGUUACGGUCGGGGCGGGACCUAUGAGUGUGUUCAUCUGAGGUGCCGACUUUUUGGAUAAAUCCAGAAAUCUGCAUUUCUGAAAUUGUGAGGCAGCGUGGUGAAAUCAGGCGCUCGUCAAAAUAAUGAAAGUGAAGAAAUUGG